This is a messenger RNA of Rotaria socialis, 1626 nucleotides long. The record is from the annotation of a GenBank genome assembly. NCBI's taxonomy places the organism in Eukaryota, Metazoa, Rotifera, Eurotatoria, Philodinida, Philodinidae.
AUGUUGACCGAACAAGUCUAUAAUGCUGUUAGAAGGCUAAUGUCUCCUGUUAGGUAUUUCUUGGAACAACUGCUCGGACGUAAGCCAAUGGUUGUAUUACAAGCUGAAAUCGAUACACAGAUAGAAUUCAGACGCACGUUAAAUUGGUUUCAUUUACUUGCAAUUGGUGUGGGUGCUAUGAUUGGUGCUGGUAUAUUUGUAUUAAGUGGAACGGCUGCUUCAAACAAUGCUGGCCCUUCAGUGAUAGUUUCAUUUGUUUUAACUGGUGUUAUUGCUUUUUUGUCGGCUUUAUCAUUUUCAGAAUUAGGAACAAUGAUGCCACUUUCUGGAUCCGCUUACACCUAUACUUAUGCAGAAUAUUUAGCCUGGUUUAUCGGGUGGAAUUCUGCUUUAAUAUAUCUAUUCGGAAUUUUCACAGUAGCCGCUUCUUGGAGUAAAUAUGUUGUUUUUUUCAUUGAAAUCGUAUCUGGCUAUAAUUCAACUAGAAAGAUUGUCGAACCACCAUGGGGGUGGAACCAGACCGCAAACAUAUUUUAUCCUACUGGCCAAGCUAUUAAUCUGCCUGCAAUUGCUAUCAUUACUGCUACUACCAUUAUUCUUAUUAUUGGUAUUCGUGCAACGGCUACAGUCAAUCUCGUAUUUGUUAUCAUCAAAGUUAUCAUUCUCUUAAUAUUCAUUUUUUCUUGCUGUAAAUAUGUAGAUACCAAGAAUUAUGAUCCAUUUUUUCCAUCCAAUCUAGGUUCAUUUAGUGAAUAUGGAAUCACAGGCAUGCUGCAAGCGUCUACUUCUGUUUUCUUUGCUUAUGUGGGCUUCGAUGCAGUUGCAACAGCUGCUCAAGAAGUCAAAUCACCAGAGAGAUCGCUACCGAUUGCACUUAUAGGAUCAACUAUUAUUUCACUAUUAUUAUAUGUGGGAAUAUGUACUGUAAUGGUUGGACUUGUCUUUUACGAACGAUUAAAUUCAGAUAGUCCACUUACUGUAGCAAUACAAGCUACACCCUAUGGUCUUUGGUUACAAAUUGUUAUGACUUUAGGUGGGAUUGCUAGUCUAACAACUGUAGGAAUUAUGGUGAUGCUUUCGCAGACGCGAAUAUUUUAUGCGAUGGCUCAUGAUGGUUUAUUACCACCAUUGUUUUGUAAACUUCAUUCGAGGACGAUAUCUCCUUGGAUUUCUACAUUGAUUAGCGGCAUUUUUUGUGCUGUUGUCACGGGUUUCGGACCCGUCGAUAUUUUUAGUACAACAAGCACAAUCAGUGCUCUAAUUAUGUACAUUUUUGUGCAUGUUGCAGUCAUAGUAAUGCGUUUUACACAUAAAGAUAUGCCUCGAGGAUUUGAAGUGCCCUGCGGGAGAUGGUUGCUUCCAACCAUCGGCUCUCUACUUUGUAUGCUUCUUAUGAAAGGUGUACCAGUGAUGGCAGUUUAUAUAUUUCUUGUGUGGACAGGAUUAGGCCAAAUCUUUUAUUUUUCCUAUGGUUAUUGGCAUUCGCAACGUCGCCGUUUCAGAAAAAAUCAAGAACUCAAUAGUAUGAUAGAGCUUAAGUUGAAUCCAGCAAGUAAUAUAGGCACUAUUACUUCAAGUCAAUUGGAACCGGAUUUGCCCAGUGUAACUCGUGAAGAUGAUGUUUAA